Acaulospora colombiana is the source of this 2130-nucleotide messenger RNA. The record is from the annotation of a GenBank genome assembly. Lineage: Eukaryota; Fungi; Glomeromycota; Glomeromycetes; Diversisporales; Acaulosporaceae.
AUGUUAAAGAAGAAGAUAAAAACAAAACUCUUUGGCGAAGAACCCCCGGUCAUUAAUUGGCACGACGAUCUGAUGCCUGCAAGCGACGCGAUUUUCAACCCGGAUCCUCUAGACAUGAUCAUUCCAAUAGUGCUACCGUUUAAGACAAAUCCUGUUAAUCUUAUUUUAAAAUCACCGAAAGCAUCUAUUGGAAGAUUUAAUGGACUUUCGGUAAACUCAAAGAUAAGGGAGAUCAUUACGCAACCAAAAAUCCUGUUAUUUGCGCUUUAUCCUAUAUACCGACCAAUUCAUGUUUUCUAUGUUCAAGCCCACGACUCAUUGACUACGCUUUGUUAUGAUGCAUAUCAAGGAUUGCCCCUACACAUCAAUUUUCAUGUUCCGGGAACUUUACUGAGACGUUUUGAUUACCCAGAUGGAGGAGGCGUCGGCAAUCUAAACAAAAUUCUUGAGGCUGCUCAAAAAUAUGUCGACGACAAUAUCGACAACCAAGAAUUAUAUUCAUCCCCGAUUGAUUGGAAAUCAGGGUAUAUACAAUCUUAUCUCGACCAAGGUAUCGAAAAUCAGGAUUGGUUGCGUCUAUUUUAUCGGACAGCAAGGGCACGAAACGAAGCAAAUGUUUCGUGGAUCUGUCAUAGAUUCAACAGUAAAGAUGGUGGCAAGGAAAUUAUGGAUUUCGAAGGAUUCGUGCAAAGAUUCCAUAGGCCAAUACUUUGGCGUUCUCAUUAUCGGGGGAAUGGUUUCAAGGAUUUAUUUUAUACGACAUUGCGAAAGCAUUUGGCCAAGAGUACACCGGUAUGGUUGAAAAACGUAGAUUUUUUGGAAAUACCGGUGAUGAAGGAACAGCAUUUUGAAAGAACUUACGAUGAAGAACGAAAACAAUCACCUUAUAAAUCAGAAAAGAGCACCCCAAGUAAAGACGAACAAAGAUCCCAAAAUAAGGUCAAAACGGAACCGCCAGUCUACGAGGAUCAACGCAACAAGUCUCAUUCACCAAAUUCAGAAAAAGGGACCGAGUCAGAAGCAGAAAAUAAGGUCCCACCAGCCCAUGAAGAGCAAUCUAAAAGGACUCAAUCAUUAAAUUCAGAAAAAAGUACCCCCAGUAAAAGCGAGCAAAAAUCCCAAAAUAAGGUAAAAACGGAGUCACCAGCCCAUGAAGAGCAACCCAAAAAGACCCAAACACCAAAUUCAGAAAAAAGCGCUUCCAGAAAAAACGAACAAAACGCCCAAAACAAGAUAAAAAUGGAGCCAUCAGCCCAUGAAGAGCAACCUAAGAAGACCCAAACACCAAAUUCAGAAAAAAGCACCUCCAGCAAAAACGAACAAAAAGCCCAAAGCAAGACAAAAACGGAGCCAUCAGCCCGUGAAGAGCAACCUAAAAAGACCCAAUCACCAAAUUCAGAAAAAAGUAACCCCAAAUCCCAAAAUAAGGCAAAAACGGAGUCACCAGCCCAUGAAGAGCAACCUAAAAAGACUCAACCACCAAAACCAGAAAAAAGUACCUCCAGCAAAAACGAACAAAAAGCCCAAAAUAAGACAAAAACGGAAACAUCGACUCAUGAAGAGCAACCUAAAAAGACUCCAUCAUCAAAUUCGGAAAAAAAUGGCCAAAGUAAAACCGAACAAAAGGUUAAAAAUAAGACUAAAGCGGAGUCAACAGUCCAUGAGGAGCAACGUAAGAAGACUCAACCGCCGAAUUCAGAAAAAAAUGCCAACAGUAAAACCGAACAAAAGGCUAAGAAUAAGACCAGAACGGAACCGCCAAAUUCAGGAAAAAGCACCCACAAUAAGACCGAACAAAAAGCCAAGAAUAAGGCUGAGGCGGAAUCGCAACGCAACAAGUCUCAUUCACCGAAUAACCCAGGUCAUUUGGGCAAGAAUCAACGGAAAAACUUGCAAGAAUCACAAAAACUUCAUGACCCCAAAGGUUAUUAUAAACUUCUGGGACUGGAUCAUCUUAUUUUGGUCCCAGAUGAUGAUGGGAUAAUUAAAUUCGCCUUUACAAGCACCUUGAAAAGAAUUGAAGCUAGUUAUAAUGGUCACAUGCAUCUCUCUCCCGAGGAAAAACGGGAAAAGGAUGAGAAGACACGACUGCUGGUUGAGGCGAGGAAUGCUCUACGAAAAUGUAGAUAA